UCCCGUGGUACCAGCCGGGCCCUGGGGACAGGGACUUGCGGGGCUGGGGCCCGCUGCCCCGGCCCGGCGGCUCGCUGCGGUUCGUGUUGGCGGAGCUGGGGCGCGCUCGGGCCCGGCCGGGGCGGCACGCAGGGCGGCUGGAGUGCAGCCGCGGCUUUCCGGCGGCGUGUCCCGGGGGAGGGCGGGGACCCGAGCAAGCCCCGGGCUCACGUCUGCCCCGGGGGACAGCACGGGCGGUUCUGGUCAGCGCCGCCCGUCGCUGCUGCUGUCCCGGGCCUGUCCGUGCGCUUCGGCUGGGGCUGUUCCGCAGUCAGGAGCGCUGCAGAACGAAGGCUUGGUUUAAGUCUGUGAUGCAUAGAGUGUUUUCCCCAUCCACAGGGACUUUUUUCAAUCAUCACUUGUUUCGGGGUUGAGCUCGCCGUUAUUUAAUGUUUAUUCUUUCUGUGCUGUUACAGAAAAAUGGAAAUCGCCACUCCUCCGACAUCCAAGUGCAUCAUGUACUGGAAAAGGAAAGUCAAGUCCGAGUACAUGCGUCUGCGGCAGCUCAAGAGGUUCCAGGCAAACAUGGGAGCAAAGGCUCUGUUUGUGGCCAACUUUGCGAAGGUUCAUGAGAAGACUCAAAUCCUUAAUGAAGACUGGAAGAAGCUUCGAGUGCAGCCCGUGCAGCUGAUGAAGCCAGUCAGUGGGCACCCGUUCCUGAAACAGUGCACUGUUGAGAGCAUUUUCCCAGGAUUUUCAAGCCAGACACUGUACAUGAGGACCCUGAACACAGUGGCACUGGUGCCCAUCAUGUACUCCUGGUCCCCUCUUCAGCAGAAUUUCAUGGUGGAGGAUGAAACAGUCCUGUGCAAUAUCCCCUACAUGGGUGACGAGGUGAAGGAAGAAGAUGAAACUUUCAUUGAAGAGCUUAUUAAUAACUAUGAUGGCAAAGUUCAUGGAGAGGAAGAAAUGAUCUCAGGGUCAGUCCUCAUCAGUGAUGCCGUGUUCCUGGAGCUAGUGAAUGCUCUGAAUCAGUACUCGGACGAGGAGGAGGAAGGACACAAUGAUUCUGAGGUGAAACAGGAGGAUGGGAAAGAGGAGCUGCCAGUGACAAGGAAAAGAAAGCGAAUUGCAGUGGAAGGUAACAAGAAGUGUUCAAAGAAGAGGUUCCCCAAUGACAUGAUAUUCACUGCUAUUUCUUCCAUGUUUCCUGAGUAUGGCUUCCCAGAGGAUAUGAAAGAAAGGUACCGGGAGCUGACAGAGGUGUCAGACCCCAACGUGCUGCCCCCACAGUGCACUCCCAACAUCGACGGGCCGUGCGCCAAGUCGGUGCAGCGGGAGCAGUCCCUGCACUCCUUCCACACCCUCUUCUGCCGCCGCUGCUUCAAGUACGACUGCUUUCUGCAUCCUUUUCAUGCUACUCCUAAUGUGUACAAACGAAAGAAUAGAGAGACCAAGAUUGAGCCAGAUCCUUGCGGCGCAGACUGUUUCCUCUGGCUGGAAGGAGCCAAGGAGUUUGCUGCACUGCACAACCCCCGAUCCAAGUGCUCGGGCCGUCGCCGCCGGCGGCACCACGUGGUGGGUGCAUCCUGCUCCAGCACCCCGGCUGUCACGGAGACCAGGGAGGGCGACAGCGACCGGGACACGGGCAACGAGUGGGCCUCUAGCUCCUCGGAGGCCAACUCCCGCUGCCAAACCCCCACGAAGCAGAAGCUGAGCCCGGCCUCCUCCCAGCUGUUUGCAGUGGAGACGCCACAGGAGCCCGUGGAGUGGACAGGAGCCGAGGAGUCCCUCUUCCGUGUCUUCCAUGGCACCUACUUCAACAACUUCUGCUCAAUUGCCAGGCUGCUGGGGACAAAGACCUGCAAGCAGGUCUUUCAGUUUGCAGUGAAGGAAUCGCUUAUAACAAAACUGCCAACAAAUGAGUUAAUGAAUCCAUCCCAGAAGAAGAAAAGAAAGCACAGGCUGUGGGCUGCACACUGCAGGAAGAUCCAGCUGAAGAAAGAUAAUUCACCAACCCAGGUGUACAACUACCAGCCCUGUGACCACCCCGAGCAUCCCUGUGACAGCUCCUGCCCUUGCAUAAUGACUCAGAAUUUCUGUGAGAAGUUCUGCCAGUGCAACCCUGACUGUCAGAACCGCUUCCCGGGCUGCCGCUGCAAGACCCAGUGCAACACCAAGCAGUGCCCCUGCUACCUGGCUGUGAGGGAGUGUGACCCUGACCUCUGCCUCACCUGUGGUGCUUCAGAGCACUGGGACUGCAAGGUGGUGUCCUGCAAGAACUGCAGCAUCCAGCGAGGCCUCAAAAAGCAUUUGUUGCUGGCCCCAUCAGACGUGGCUGGCUGGGGGACUUUCAUCAAGGAGGCUGUGCAGAAGAACGAGUUCAUCUCCGAGUACUGCGGGGAGCUCAUUUCACAGGAUGAGGCUGACAGGCGAGGAAAGGUCUACGACAAGUACAUGUCCAGCUUCCUCUUCAACCUCAACAAUGAUUUUGUUGUUGACGCUACUCGCAAAGGAAAUAAAAUCCGCUUUGCCAACCACUCAGUGAACCCCAACUGCUAUGCGAAAGUCGUGAUGGUGAACGGUGACCACCGCAUUGGCAUCUUCGCCAAGAGAGCCAUCCAGGCAGGAGAGGAGCUCUUCUUUGACUACAGGUACAGCCAGGCAGAUGCCCUGAAGUAUGUCGGCAUAGAGAGGGAGACGGACAUCAUCUAAGCUCUGGGGUGGUUCUGGCACACCUUGCUGCUGCACCUUGUAAGCAAUGCCAUGUUUGCUUCACGCUGACAUGACUGCUGCUGUUCCUGCUGCUGUGUGUGUCACAAGUGCUACUUUCCAUCCAGACACCAGAGAGACUCGGGGCAGGAGUGUAAGCAGCCCCUGGGCCAUGGCUGUCCCAGGGUGGUUCCCCUCUGCCCCAGCUGGCUGGGAAAUGGGGACUGCCCAGCUGUGGCUGGAGUGGCACCAAGGGAUGCCUGGGGAUGGGAGAGCAGCACUAUGCAACAUGAUACUUUGAGUAGGGGUGCCACUGAGCUGGGUAGAGGAUGAUGUUACAGUCACUGCCUCUUGUGACCCAGGGGAGGCUUCUCAGAAACCUUCCUUGGGCUUUGUGACCCCCUGCCCUGGGAAUAAAGGGGAAAUAUUCUCUGGCAAGGUGAGGUUUAGCCUUGCACUCCAUGCAAAAAAGAAAGAAAAAAGCACUUUAAACUAAUCCUCAGCUGGUGGCUGGGUCCUGUAUUUUGGGGUGGAGGGACUGCAGGCAUCUCAGGUGUCUUGCAUCUGUCAGCUCCUCUGCUGGGAUGUUGCUCCAGGCCUGGGACAGGGCAGGCUGGAUGGGGUCUGGGGUGACCUGAAGGUUGGGGCUGUCCCCUGAGAGCCAUAUACGCCACCAGCCUCCUGCCUGGCCUGGUGCUGGGUGCUGGGCUGUGCUCCCAAUGUCCAGGGCUGGGUUCCCAGGAUGACAUGGGGAGCCUGGCUGAGCCCUGACCUGGCUCCAGGACCCCAGCCUGCUUCCAGCUGUUCAGUCCAGGAACACACAGAGGUGCUGGGUUUGCCUGGGAGCCAAGCCCUCCCUGGCCCAGCCCUCACCAUACUUUCCCAGUCCCCUGCCACGGCAGGCCAGGCUGUCUGUCUGUCCUUCCCGUUGUCCACGAUGGCCCCCUGGAGCAUGGAGGUGUUUAGGUCUGUCUGGAGCAGUGCUUGUAUCCCAGCACCUGCCUGAGCCUUGCUCCCUGCCACCUCCAUCCACCCAGCUCCUGCCAGCCCUGCUCUUGCCUAAGCGUCUUCUGCCACUUCGGCCAUAUCUGCACUAUGCCAGGCUUGUGUCUGUGGUUUGUUGACGGUGAAUAAUGGUAAUAAUAAUGCACUUUAAUUAACAUGGCUUGUAGCCUUUGUCAUAAUAAAGUGGUAGCAAAGA
Molecule: messenger RNA, 3892 nt
Organism: Passer montanus (Eurasian tree sparrow)
Lineage: Eukaryota; Metazoa; Chordata; Aves; Passeriformes; Passeridae
Gene: EZH1
Product: enhancer of zeste 1 polycomb repressive complex 2 subunit
Exons: 19
Coding region: 460-2694 (744 amino acids)
Biological process (GO): chromatin remodeling
Molecular function (GO): histone H3K27 methyltransferase activity; protein binding
Source: RefSeq, a predicted model, not a curated record